UUUUUGAGUCUUUUUCGUAGAUUAUAUCGAGUGCCCCUAUACUUGGGAGCAACGUUAACGAGUUCGGUGUGUGUUCCGAGUUCCGAUGACUGUGGAAUAAAUAAAGGGUAAACCUCCAUAGUUUGAGGUGAGGUAGACGAAGAGUAGUGUGAGUAGAGCAUCGAAUGAAUACGUGCAAGUGUAUAGAUAAACAGAUCAUGGAUCUAUCGACCAACAAUGACUUCAUCAACCUUCACGACGACCAACAUCACAUCACCGCCGGUGUUAACCAUCCUGUUCGCCCAAUUGAAUCCUUCCCCAAUUGUAGCAUUCAUUGGGCUCCUGAUACCAAAACCAACACUAAUUAUAGUUCUCCCGACUCAAUAGAACCAGCCAAACUCAUCGUGGAGAAAGAUCUGAGCACUAUUGAUGCAUCAUUGUUAUCUGAAAUUGAUCAUACAGUGAAGAAGUAUGCUGAUAAUCUUCUACAUGCAAUAGAGAGUGUGAGCGCUCGACUAUCACAAUUAGAAACUAGAAGUCGCCAGAUUGAAGAUUUUGUUGUGAAACUCAAGUUGUCUGUUGAUAAUAACCAUGGGAACACUGAUGGAAAACUAAGACUGGUGGAAAAUAUUCUGAGAGAGGUGCAAGAUGGAGUACAAGUCAUAAAGAAUAAACAGGAUAUAAUGGAGACUCAACUGCAGCUCGGAAAAUUGCAAGUUCCAAAGGAAAUAGACAGUAGUAUUGUUGACUCAGCGCAUCAUAGGGCAUCUGCUCCUCUUCAAUCUCACCAACAAUUUCCUCCUGUUGUGCUUGCUCAACCGCCUUCCCCUCUUCCUCCACCAAAUGCUCCUCCACCCCCUCUGCAACAGAAAAUUCCAUCUCAAGUUGAGCUUCAGGACCAGUUUCCUCAGAAUCUCAUUCCUUCUGGCACUCAACGAGAAACUUACUUCCCAUUAACUGGUCAAGCACCAGAAAACUCUAGUCAGCAGAACCAACAGUCUGCACCACAUCAGCGGCUACAGACUUCUAUUCCACCACCCCCACAUCAACAGUAUCUGCCUUUCCCUUCAUCAUUGUACACUCAGCCACCUGUACCUUCUCAAGCUCAUUCACCUCUUCCAUCUGUUAAUCCCUCACAAUCUCAACCUCCAUUGAUCCAUCAUCCUGAGGAAAGACAUUUUAUAGCAUCCCAGACUUAUCCACAAGCAAACACUAGUCAAUUUCCCUCUCAUCCAUCAAGUGGAGCCCCUGUGUCACAUCAUUUUUAUGCAGCUCCUGCUAAUCUGUUUGAGCCGCCAUCUAGCAGACAGGGUUCCGGAUUUUCCAGCGCAUAUGGCCCAUCAACUGGACCUGGUGAAUCUUACCCUUAUAGUGGGUCCACAGUUCAGUAUGGCAGUGGUUCCCCAUUCAAAUCACAACAACUUGCUUCACCCUUGAUGGGCCAGAGUGGUGGAAAUGGUUACCCACAGCUUCCCACAACAAGAAUAUUACCUCAAGCACUACCUACUGCUUUUGCAGUUAGUAGUGGGUCUAGUUCUCCUCGUACUGGAAAUAGAGUUCCUAUUGAUGAUGUAGUUGAUAAAGUGACAAAUAUGGGAUUUCCAAGAGAUCAAGUAAGAGCAACUGUGCAGAGACUGACAGAGAAUGGACAGUCAGUAGAUUUGAAUGUGGUGUUGGACAAAUUGAUGAAUGGCGGGUAAGGCCAGCCGCCACAAGGCUGGUAUGAUAGGUGACAUGUUUCCACUUGUUCAUGUUUCUCCAUAGAAGUUUGAGGUACAUAUAUGGAAAUAAAGAAAAUCACAGAACAAAUUUGGAAAAAGGACAGUCUCUGUUGGGAUUUAAACGGACUCUGUUUACUUCUGUCGUAUAACUUCUUUCUUGUGCUUACAGAUUAUUUAUUGUAUAUUAAUAUGUUAUUUCCUUUCCCCAUUUCAA
Messenger RNA from Solanum lycopersicum (tomato), 1914 nucleotides. RefSeq names its product class E vacuolar protein-sorting machinery protein HSE1-like. NCBI's taxonomy places the organism in Eukaryota, Viridiplantae, Streptophyta, Magnoliopsida, Solanales, Solanaceae. The record is from RefSeq and is a predicted model, not a curated record.